Molecule: messenger RNA, 1605 nt
Organism: Labrus bergylta (ballan wrasse)
Lineage: Eukaryota; Metazoa; Chordata; Actinopteri; Labriformes; Labridae
Source: RefSeq, a predicted model, not a curated record
GUCAUUACGUCUACCUUGUUUGUAAACUUCCUGGAGACGCAGCCGUGGCUAGUUUAUCAGAAAGCCUAAAUAACCACGCAAAGGCGUUAAAUCCGGGGUGUUUCCAAAGCAGUGACAGAGGCGUUAGCAUCAACUUUGAAUCAUGAUGGCGACCAGUUACAACGCCAAAGACGAGGACGGGCACAUCACCGUGUCCGGGCCCGGCGGCGGGACUCUGCGGAGCAGGAAGCCGGAGAACACGGCGUUCAAACAGCAGCGGCUCCCCGCCUGGCAGCCCAUCCUCACCGCGGGCACCGUGCUCCCUGCCUUCUUCAUCAUCGGACUCAUCUUCAUCCCCAUCGGCAUCGGCCUGUACGUGACGUCCAACAACAUCCGGGAGUUUGAGGUUGACUACACCGGCGUCGACGUGUCCAGUCCCUGCUUCAACUGCUCACAGAACUACAGCUGGAACAGCAGCAGGCCCUGUACCUGCACGAUACCCUUCUACCUGGAGCAGCCGUACGAAGGAAACGUCUACAUGUAUUACGGCCUCUCCAACUUCUACCAAAACCACCGGCGCUACGUGAAGUCCAGAGACGACAGUCAGCUGCACGGAGACAUGGACUCCCUUCUGACACCCAGUAAGGAGUGUGAGCCGUACGCUUUUCAUGACAAAAAACCCAUCGCUCCGUGUGGAGCCAUCGCCAACAGCAUGUUCAAUGACACAUUGGAGCUUUUUUACAACGACCCCAACGGCACCAAGGUCCUGGUUCCUCUGGCCAACACCGGCAUCGCCUGGUUUACCGACAAAUAUGUGAAGUUCAAGAACCCCGGAGGAGACGGCGCAAACCUGACGGCUGUUUUUCAAGGUACAUCGAAGCCGGUGAACUGGCUCAAACCUGUUUACGAGCUGGACAAAAACUCAUCCAACAACGGCUUCAUCAACGAAGACUUCAUCGUGUGGAUGAGGACGGCCGCCUUACCAACCUUCCGCAAACUCUACCGCACCAUCAAGGACGCCAAAGUGAUUCCAACUCUGCCCUCUGGAAACUACACCCUGGAGGUCGUCUACAAUUAUCCCGUCCGCAGCUUCGAGGGCAGGAAGCGGAUGAUCCUGAGCACCAUCUCCUGGAUGGGAGGGAAGAACCCCUUCCUGGGCAUCGCCUACGUCACCGUGGGCUCCGUCUGCUUCUUCCUCGGCGUCGUCCUGCUCGUCAUCCACCACAAGUGUGGCAACCGCAACAACAGCGCCGACAUUUCUAACUGAGACGGCACAGCUUUUCCUCUCCAGCUCACCGCCGCCGCAGCAGAUAGAGACACGCCCAGUCAGGGUCGACGUUAGCCGAGCGUACAUAUAUUUAAAUGUGUCAUAUCCUCAUUGAUUCUUCAGCACUCUGACACAUGUUUAAAAGCUGAAGGUGGCUGAUUAUUUUCCAAAAAUGAACCAAAAGAAGCCAUCAUUUUACAGCCUCAGGCGACAUCUUUUGACAGAUUAUCCUCUGUGGUUAGACGUCAGAUGGACCGACUUCCUUCACUACGUUAAAUAGAAGCUUAAAGGCUUUAUAUGUGAUUUUUCACACUUCAAUAGAAAUCAAGUAUCUCCUCUGAAAAUAACUCUGUGAGUCA